Molecule: messenger RNA, 5409 nt
Organism: Colletotrichum godetiae
Lineage: Eukaryota; Fungi; Ascomycota; Sordariomycetes; Glomerellales; Glomerellaceae
Product: BP28CT domain-containing protein
Exons: 3
Coding region: 1-5409 (1802 amino acids)
Biological process (GO): maturation of SSU-rRNA from tricistronic rRNA transcript (SSU-rRNA, 5.8S rRNA, LSU-rRNA); positive regulation of transcription by RNA polymerase I
Cellular component (GO): t-UTP complex; 90S preribosome; small-subunit processome
Molecular function (GO): snoRNA binding
Source: RefSeq, a predicted model, not a curated record
AUGGCGUCCUCUCUUGCUGCGCAAUUGGCGCAGAUCGCCGCCAACUCAAAGGCAUCUCUGGAUGUUAGGGCGCAAAAGGCUGCCCAUUCCAAGUCUCUCCUCUUCGAGCCGAGAGUGGCCGCGACACAGAGCUACCAGGCGCUCUACACGAUAUGUUUGGACGGCUUCGAGGAACUGUGCGAGCUUGAUGGCCGUUUCAAGCCGUUUGGCCUCACGCUGUUCAGCGAGCAGAGCAUGAGCGAAGACCGCACCCAGAUGACUGCCGCUGAGAAUACCGAGUUGGACAAGAAGGUCGAGUCCUUCCUGCGCCUCGUUGGAAGCAGACUGAGGCUUAUGCCUUCGCUUCGUGCCCUCGAAUGGCUUGUGCGAAGAUUCAGAAUCCACGAGAACAACACCAAAUCUCUCAUCACGACCUUCCUCCCGUACCACUCGAUUCCCGCCUUCGUUACCUUGCUCUCGAUCCUGCCGUCCAAGAUCCCCCACGAGUACCGAUUCUUGAGCCCCUACAUCAAGUCCCUCACUUCGCCUCCGCGAUCUGUCUUGGUCCACGAAGCGAUCCACAAGGCCGGCUUUCUCAACACCCUCUCCGAGUACACCCUCGAGGCCUGCAGGAACCAGCAGCAAUACCCUACCUUGAUCUCUUUCUGGGGCGGAAUCAUGACGGAGGCCGUGAACGGUCUUCUCGAGAACAUGCGCUCGGGUCGCCAGGCUGUUCAGCAGGACAACAACGAAUCAUUCCUGCACCGCGUCGGUCCUACCCUCGCCGAGGCAAUGACCAUGAAGAAGGUCCCCAACAUGCAGAUUGCUUCGUACAUGGCUGUCACCAUUGUUGCGGCCAAGGGAAGCUUCGACGACGCGACUCUAUCGGCAUUCAUGGAGCAGAUUGUUCACGGCUGGACCAGCGAGACUGUGCGCCCCGGCCUGGUUUGCUUGUGCAUCCUCGCGCAGUACCGGUCCGCGAAGCAGCUUUCUGGAAAGGUCACCAAGGCCUUGUUGAAAGUGCAGAACCUUGGAGAGAUCCUCGUUGAGCUGGGCCAGGAAAGGAGGGUUGACAAGCUCACCAACGGACUGUGCAUCGCCUUUAUUGAAAGACUCUGCAAGAAGGGUGAUGCUCGGGGGCUGCCAAUCAUUCGCGUCAUCUUGAUGAGCAAGAUCUUGAAGGGGAAACAAAUUGCCGUCAUCUUCAAAUCUCUGGUCCUCGCUGCUCACAGACUUGACGACGAAGUCGACAAGGACGGCGAAAUCCGCAAGGAGCUUGGCUCGACACUGAUUGACCUGUCGCGCUUCUCUGGAGAAACUAGCGAGAUCAUCCGGACGGUUCUCGAGGAGGUCGAUUUCGAUGUGGAGGAGCUGGAGAUGAAACUCGACGUUUCCAUUCGCCAAAGAAAGGCCCUGCCCGGAAGCCAAGAAGAUACUCAGAUGGACGGAUCCCAACCCGCAGCGCCGACAAAGGAGAACCUGAGAGAGACUAUACAGGAGCUCUCGAGCCAGACCCGUGCGUUGCCGUCGUGCCUCUCUACGAGCACUGGCGACGUUUACGACGAGUUCAGUAGACUCUUCCUCCGGGUCGUGUCUCAGCAGUCUGAAGACCCAACUCUUCUGGCCGAUUUCGACCAGCUGCCGUCUUUGAGUCGACGAACGGCAGUUAGCGACCACACCUACAUCACCUUCUUCGUUCGCAUCUGGUCCGGUCCUUACCCGACUCUGGCUCGCGCCGCCGCUGUUGACACUGUCAGGAGACGUUUGAGCGACGGCGAUGGCAAUGAUCUCGACUUCCAGGCCCUUAUCCCCUACUGCCUCGUUGCCCUUGUGGACUCCUCAAAGAAGGUUCGCCGUGCCGCGGCCGAGCUUCUCAUCCAAAUAGGCCACUUUUUCCCUCACCAGUCCAAGGCCGCCAAGGCUUCUGUCUGGGGUGGCAAGAAGCUUUACGAUGACAGCGACAAGGUGCAGUGGUUGGAUGCCGACACCGUCUCUCGCCUCCUGCACGGCGUCAUUCUCCCGGCUCUGGAGGAGUGCAUCAUGCAUGAGAACCACAUUCGUGCCGUCCUUCACUCUACUCUCGACAGCAGCGCCAAGAGCGAGAGCAGCGAAGGAAAGAAGGCACUGAGCUCUUCGGGCAGAGCGUCGAUUCUCUCGUUCCUUGCUAGCCACGUCGUCGCAACGCCGCUCAUCAGGGUCAAGUCCAACCUGCUCUCGAUUCUCAACCGUAUCAGGGGAGUAUCAUCCACCUCUAGAACAAAGGUCCUGCUGCCGGCUUUUCAAUGGUGGGCGUCGCUGUCUGUCGAGGAAGCGGACCGUCUCGCCGAGGCCGAGGAAGUCGAUCAGUCAUUGUUGCAUACUACAUUUGCCGAGAUUGUCGUGCCGAACGACAACGAAGGCCUCGAAUGCCUCCUCUCUACUAUGAAGGAUUCCGCCUCCGCCAAGCGACCGGAGCUGGUCAGAUCCAUUUCGGCGCGCAUUCGUGCUAUCUGGGGCUCCAUGAAGGCCGACACCAAAUUUGACGUGGCUCAGACGAUGCUGGAGCUCUCUCAGGCACGACAGGCAUCCCAGGAUGAGGAGGACAUCAUCGCUGACGAGGCGGCUGACUUCCUGAGAAAUGUUGAGCUCACGACAGAGAUCUUGGCUUACUUCCUCGAGUCUAUCCAGACCGGCACGAAGCUCAUCACCGAGCCCCCUGCCAACAAGCGACGCCGGACCAGCUCCUCCGAGGCCAAGCGGGAAGUUAGCGCUCAAGCCAGUGCUGAGCUUAGCGCAACCCUGAGAUCCGUCACCUUCGUCCUCCAGCUCGUUGACGGCUCGCAGCCGGCUACUCACCCCGAGUUGCUGGAUAGCCUCUUUGGCACGCUCUCCGAGCUUCAGCACUUCCGUACUGUCAUUGGAUCAGAGCUUGGAUACCUGCAAAACCUGGUGCUUACAAGUUUGAUUGCCAUGGUCCCUGCCUACAGAGACAACAAGAACCUGAAGAUUGACAGCUCAGGAGGCCACGGCGAUUUGCUUGUCAACUGCAUCCAGAAGUCUUCCAGCCCUAUUGUGCAAAACUCGGCCCUUCUCCUGAUCGCCAGCCUUGCCACCGCUGCUCCUGAUCUUGUGCUCCAUAGCGUGAUGCCCAUCUUCACUUUCAUGGGUGCCUCGGUCCUCCGCCAGAACGAUGAUCAUUCUGCUCACGUCGUCAACCAGACUAUCAAGGAGGUCGUACCGCCCCUGAUGGCGUCGCUCAAGAAGGGCAAGAGAAAUCCCAUUGCGGGUGCCACGGAGUUGCUGCAAAGCUUCGUCACUGCCUACGAGCAUAUCCCUGCACAUCGCAAGCAGGGUCUGUUUGUCGCUCUCAUCAACACCCUCGGACCCGAUGAGUUCCUAUUCGCUCUCUUGGCUAUGCUUGUCGAUAGAUACGGUCCCAACGACAGCCUCAUUGCCUUUGCCUCUGAGCUCCUCGGCGUUUACAGUGCUGAGGUGCAGCUUCAGACCUUGGCUAAGCUCCUGGACUUGAUCAGUGACAUCUUCAAGCCCAAGCUAGGUCUGUCGGCCACCCUUUUGGGAGUUGGCGAAGACUUGUCAGAGAAGAAGCCCGAGGCCAUUGCUAUCCAGCAAUUGACCGUAUUCCCCGCUCUGCUCUCCAGCAGAAAGCUGCGGAAGGAGAUCACCAUUCUCACCGAGAGGGACGACAUGGAUUCUUCAAAGAUUCGGGACUUGUAUGCUAUUCUUCUCAGAGACGUCCUGGCCCUUGCGGAGACCGUCAAGCAACAGAAGGCUCUGCACGAGUGCUGCGGCAACGCUCUGGCCAACCUUCUCAACCUCCUCUCCAUCGGCGAGUUCAUCAAGUCGGUCGAGAACCUCCUGGACCGCACCGAGAUCGACCUCCGCCGCAAGGUUCUCCGUGCUCUCGAAGUUCGCGUGGACCAGGAAGGUGUCGCGGAUGUUGCCUCCAGGACGGCACUUCUUGCCUUCCUGCCACAGCUCACCGCCGCAAUCCGGGAUACGGACGACCUCAAGUACAAGCACACUGCAGUUUCAUGCAUCGACAAGAUCGCGGAGAAGUACGGCAAGAAAGACGUCGAGGCUGUCGCGGGUGCCGCCGCGACCAUUGCUGGACCCCACUGCCUCGGCCAGCCCGAUGUUCGCCUCCGUGUCAUGGCUUUGCUCUGCCUUGCCUCUUUGGUUGAUGUUCUUCAAGACGGUAUCCUGCCUAUUGUCAACAUUGCCAUUUCCCAGGCAAUUCUCUACAUCGAGCAGAGCGUGGAGGACGACGAGGCCGCCACCGAACUGCACAAUGCCGCGUUUGCAUUCAUCACUGCGCUCGCGCAGCACUUGCCUUACAUGAUCUCGGAGAAGCACCUGGAAAACAUCUUGCUUGCUUCCAACAAGUCAGCCGAAGCCAAACUGGAUGGCGAAGCCGACGAUGAGCGCACCAACUGUCUCAGAUUCCUUGCCAGAAAGGUUGAGGCCAAGACGAUGUUGGCCAGCCUGCAGAAGAACUGGAUCCCAGCAGCCGAGGCUGGUUUCGAUGCCACCGACGAAUGGGUCGACAUCUUUGGUGUUGUGGUUGACAGCCAGCCAAAGACCGUUGUCACAAAGAACGUCACUGCCUUGUCCACGAUCCUGCUCAACUCUUUGGACCUUCGGAGACGGGAACAGAUCAAGGGCAAGCUCACAAACGCGACAGCUCCGCGUGUGGCCAAGAUCGAGACCUCCAUCAACGACGUCACGCUCAAGAUGAUUUACAAGCUCAACGACGCGGCCUUCAGGCCCAUCUUCACCCAGAUCGUCGAGUGGUCUACGCAGCUGCCCAAGCAAGACGUCACAGGACGUGCUCUGCGUCGCUACAGCGUCUACGGGUUCCUACAGGUCUUCUUCGAGGGCCUCAAGUCCAUCGUCACCAACUACGCUACCUACAUCGUGGACGACGCCGUCGACAUCAUCAACGGCACCGACUUGAAGAUGCCCGAGCAGAAGGCGCUCUGGCAGCGCGUGCUGUCCACGCUGGCGAGGUGCUUCGAGCAUGACCAGGACGACUUCUGGCAGGCGCCCGCCCACUUUAGCAAGGUCGCUCCCGUCUUGACGGCGCAGUUCCUCCACGCCUCCUCAUCCAUCGACCUGACCGCCGAGCUCAUCCCCGCGGUGGUCGAGCUGGCCUCGGCGGCGGAUUCGCAGGAGCACCAAAAGGAGCUCAACACGGCCAUCCUGCGCCACCUCCGCUCCGAGCAGGCGCCCGUCCGUCUGGCGGCCGUCAGGUGCCAGCAGCAGCUUGCCGAGAAGCUCGGCGAGGAGUGGCUGUCGGCUCUGCCCGAGAUGCUCCCUUACAUCAGCGAGCUCCAGGACGACGAUGACGAGACGGUCGAGCGGGAGACGCACCAGUGGAUCGUCAAGAUCGAGGGAGUCCUUGGCGAAAGCUUGGACUCUAUGUUGCAGUAG